Messenger RNA from Macrosteles quadrilineatus (aster leafhopper), 796 nucleotides. Its product is annotated as iron-sulfur cluster assembly 1 homolog, mitochondrial-like. The record is from RefSeq and is a predicted model, not a curated record. Bases 236 to 631 code for a protein of 131 amino acids. Gene Ontology annotation, molecular function: 2 iron, 2 sulfur cluster binding. Gene Ontology annotation, biological process: iron-sulfur cluster assembly. NCBI's taxonomy places the organism in Eukaryota, Metazoa, Arthropoda, Insecta, Hemiptera, Cicadellidae. The transcript is spliced from 4 exons. Gene Ontology annotation, cellular component: mitochondrion; cytoplasm.
UAACCUAAACUAGGUAGAAUGCUUAACCUAGGGUACUUUCUAUCUAUCUAGCUUCUGCUAUGAUGCUUGUAUUGAUCAACCAUCGUCACCUUAAAAUGUUGAGGUUAAAAUUAAAAUGUUAAAAGUUUGAGCUUAAAAAGUGAAAUUUGAUAUAAUAGGCCCUAAUACUUGGCCAAUUGACAAGAGUUAAUACGUAAUCAAAGAAAGUUUUGACAUUUUCAGCUGAAGAAACAAUAUGGCUUCUACAGUUGGAAGGUUAGCUGCUUCAGCCACUGUCAGAGCUGUGAAAAGGAAAUUUCCUCCAAGAGCAGCUCUUGUUUUGACGCCAGCUGCAGUGUCAAAGAUAAAGGAGAUUCUUCAAGGAAAACCUCAGUUUAUUGGCUUAAAAGUGGGCGUGCAACAAAGGGGAUGCAAUGGACUUAGCUACACUCUUGAUUACGUUGAGGAAAAGGGGAAAUUCGAUGAAGAGGUGAUGCAAGAUGGUGUUCGUGUAAUCAUUGACAAGAAAGCACAGCUGACUCUUCUAGGCACAGAGAUGGAUUAUGUGGAGGACAAACUGUCAGCUGAGUUUGUCUUUAACAACCCCAACAUAAAGGGAACGUGCGGCUGCGGUGAGAGUUUCUCUUUAUAACUUCACCACUUAAAGAUUCUGUAUACAAAUCUAGUAAUUAAUAGAAUUUUGUUCUGUGAUAUAGGCUAUUAUAGCUGCAUUGGGAAUGUAAAUAAUUUGUUUAUAUUUAUUUUCUCUUUGUAUAUAGAUGUGUUAAGUAAAUAAAAAAGAUAUUUUAUUUGAAAA